Messenger RNA from Opisthorchis viverrini, 333 nucleotides. RefSeq lists its product as hypothetical. NCBI's taxonomy places the organism in Eukaryota, Metazoa, Platyhelminthes, Trematoda, Opisthorchiida, Opisthorchiidae. The coding region runs from base 1 to 333 and encodes 110 amino acids. The record is from RefSeq and is a predicted model, not a curated record. The transcript is spliced from 2 exons.
AUGUAUAUUUGUAAUGUACUACUCAUAAGGUUGCUGAAAACCCCUCAACAGCCCAUAACUGGACGAUUAUUAUUUCCGAUUCUGCCGCCCAAUGAAACAAACAAGUACCUGGUGGACCAAACACAUCGUAAAAUUCCUCUCUGGAAGAAGCUGUAUCUGAGACUUAUCAUGAGAAAAUCGAUUUACAAGCAUUUCACCCUGACAACUGUCGUAUUUGGUGUACGGUUGAGCAUCCCGGGGGUCCAUUCGUUCGGCUUCGAGAGAAUCGAACUGAACCUGGACACCAGAUGGAGACCACCGCAUUUAAUAACUUUCAUUCUGUUUAACACCUGA